AAUUUAAUUGGGGUUUCAUUGCCAAAACUAAAGCUGUUGUAUCCAGGCCGCCUAAAAUCCGAAUCAAAGGUUUACUGCUGCCCCAAAAUAUUUGAUUACAGAAGACAAAUAACUAUUGAAUGAGCGCUCUGAAGAAGCCCAAGACGGAGGACGUAGAAAUCAUAGACGGCGACGGCGAACAAGCAGCAAACAAGGUGAAGAUGGCGGAGGAGGAGAACGGCUACCCAGAUAGCAGACAAGAGCAAGAAGAAGCCCUCGUUGCUCUGAUCGAGCAUCGCACCCGCGAAGUCCACCACCUCCGCAACCGCGUCUCCUAUUACAAAACUCAGCUUGGUGAAGCAGAGAAGAGGUUAACUGAUACUGAAAUUAAGUUGGCUCGACUUCGACGCCAAGACAGAGUAGGGUCAACUAGGAGUUCACCUGCUAGUGGAACGAAUAGUGUAAAGGUGGAGCGCAGAUCAACAAGUCCUAUCCAUUUAAAUGAAGGUUCUUCUAGACACCAGCAUCAAUCGAAAACAGAACUUUUCAUUCCUGCUGUCAGCCCAAAAGUUUCCCAUCCUACAACAGUGGCAAGGUCUAGUGGGAAAGCUCCAGUUAAUUCUAGUGCUCAAGCAAGUCCAUCUGUUUCUAGUCAGCCUGUUAGUGCUAACAGAAUGAAAGGGGACAAAUCUUAUAGAAAUUCUUCAAAGCAGGAAGUUGAAGUUCAAGACAAAGGGACAAAGCGGAAAUUUGAAAAGAAAGAACACAAAGAAUUAGUCCCAUUGGUUCACACUAGCUCUCAACCAUGUAAAAUCAACUGCUAUGCGAGCAGUCACAUCUCAAGUCAGCACAAGAGAAAGUUGAGAAGUCUUUCUUUGUGCCCAGUGAAUGAUCAGCUUUUUGUGACCAGUGCUUUAGAUGGAGUAGUCAACUUCUGGCAAGUUCAGUCCAAGGGGUCUAGUGCUUCUCGGCUUAGUUCUACUGAUUGUGUAUCCCCAAACAGGAGAUGGCCAGAAGAUAUUGCCUGGCAUCCUGAUGGAAACAGACUAUUUUCUGUGUAUAGUGCUGAUGGUGGCGACUCGCAAGUAUCAGUUCUAGAUCUAAAUAGAACACAAGGGAAAGGUCGUGUUACUUUCUUUGAAGAUAAGCCUCAUGUGAGAGGGAUCAUUAACAACAUAGUUUUUCCACCUUGGGAGGAUACCUGUUUUGUCACUGGUGGCAGUGAUCAUGCUGUUAUAAUCUGGAAAGAGACAGAUGCGGAGAAUGUAUGGAAACCAAAGACAUUGCAUAGGAAUAUGCAUUCAUCUGCUGUUAUGGGAGUAGCCGGGAUGUUCCAAAAGCAGAUGAUACUAUCAGCUGGAGCGGACAAGAGAAUUGUUGGGUUUGAUGCUAACACGGGAAGAGCAGAGUUUAAGCAUCAGAUAGAAAGCAAAUGCAUGAGUGCCUUGCCAAAUCCUUGCGACUUUAAUCUCUUCAUGGUUCAAUCAGGGACGCAUGAGAAGCAGCUCCGACUAUUUGAUAUCAGACUGAGGCAAACAGAAAUCCAUGCUUUUGGGUGGAAGCAAGAGAGCAGUGAAUCUCAGUCAGCUCUGAUCAAUCAGGCCUGGUCUCCAGACGGCUUAUACAUCUCAUCUGGUACCGCAGAUCCAUUGAUCCACAUAUUCGAUAUCAGAUACAACGCCAACAAGCCUUCUCAGUCUAUAAGUGCUCAUCAGAAACGGGUUUUCAAAGCUGUAUGGCUCCACUCAUGCCCCCUUCUCAUUUCCAUAUCUUCUGAUUUGAACAUUGGUUUACACAAAACCACGUAGACAGUACAACGUUCCAGCUAGCAGAUACUACUGGCCCGGAAAAGAUCUGUUACUUGUUUUCAAGAGUAACGACUUUACGUAGGGCAUUUUUGUAAGAAUCGAGUGUAGACAUGCUGUCGAGAUGGCGGAGAAUUGUAAGUAGUUUUUCCGACGGGACGUUGCUGCUAAGUGAAUUUUGAUUUUUGAGUGUGUUGGAUGCAAAUUUCUUUGAGGAAAUGGAAGAUAUGAUGCACUGCUUCUGUUGAAAUCAUCUGUAACCAUCAUCUCAUACACGACAUGUCGUUCAUUGACAAAAUUGGGCUCAUGGACCGGAUGAUGGAUAUUCCGGCAGUCCAAAGUUUGCAUUAUUUGAAAGGGUUGUGGUCUUUACUCACUUUUAACCUUUAACACGUCCUUAUUGAUAUUU
Pyrus x bretschneideri (Chinese white pear) is the source of this 2193-nucleotide messenger RNA. RefSeq lists its product as uncharacterized. Lineage: Eukaryota; Viridiplantae; Streptophyta; Magnoliopsida; Rosales; Rosaceae. The coding region runs from base 120 to 1787 and encodes 555 amino acids. The transcript is spliced from 7 exons. Gene Ontology annotation, molecular function: protein binding. The record is from RefSeq and is a predicted model, not a curated record.